AUGGCAAUUCCCGAAGUUACCCCUGCUUACACAUCAAAAUUACGAAUUGAAGCUAUUCAGACUGUCAUCCCAUCAAAGGUCGCUGGGCCGGGAUUAAGGCGCCGGAUAUCCGUAUCGGGCCCGCUUCGAUCGGAUAUAUACCGGAAGCAUAUCCACAUCGUUCUAUGCUACAAGAAAACUCAUGAAGACGAGUGUGGGUGGAUGGUAGCCGGGUGGCUCAAGGAAUCGAUGAACUCGGUGUUGUCGGAGUAUCCAGCGUUUGCCGGGAGGCUUCGACGUGGGUCCCACGGCGAUGAUCGUGAGCUGGCGAUCGUGUUCAAUGACUCGGGCAUUAGGCUUGUGCAGGCUCAGAUGGACAUGACACUAUCCGAGUUCUUGAAUUCCAGUGAGAGAGAGGAUUCAGAAGCUGAGCUGGCGUUUUGGAAGGACGUUGAUGAAGAGAAUCCUCAGUACUCGGCAUUGUUCUAUGUCCAGGACGUGGAGAGCGGCGAGACAGCUCCCAUGCGUGGCCUGAUUCCAAGUUGGAUGGCACACAUGUCAGAGAUCAAGGCCGUUCAACGGGUGACGAAUUUCCAGGGGGACGGCUAUUCGAUCGGGAUUACAAGCAGUGUACUACUCGCCGACCCCAUACUAAUGACCAGCUUCAUCAGGAGAUGGGCCCACAUCCACGACGAAAUUCUCGCUCAAAAUACCAUCCCCAAAAUACCCCUGUUCUACCUCCCUAAUUUCAAGAAAACCGAUCGCGCCUCCACCACCCCUCUCACCUCCACCCCAUGUAACCACAACCAUUACCAGACCAUGACAUUCAAGCUCCCCAACAUGGACUCGAAGAGAUUCAUGGAAGCGAACGAAACAUGCGAGGCGAUUGCCUCUCUCUGCUCUGAAGAAGCCGUUCGGAUACUGGGUGGCAACGAGACCUUUUCCAAGCUUUCUUUCAUCUUCAAUGACCGUUCGGGUGACUGGAGAGUAAUAACGUGUGUGGAAGAAGGGCAGAUUGGGUAUAAAGGUAGGCAUGAGGGUGCAAUGGGCCCCACGAGCUGGGACGAUCUAGGGGCGAAUGAGGUAUCGUUCUACAAAGGUAAUAUGCCUGUCCAUGUAGCUUAUCACGUGGAGUCGUGCCAUGAUGAAGGGCUUGUGCUGAUAAUGCCGCCUAUUGAGGAGGGCAGUUUGGGAAUUGCAGUUAGUGUAACGGUUCCUAAGUAG
Molecule: messenger RNA, 1203 nt
Organism: Magnolia sinica
Lineage: Eukaryota; Viridiplantae; Streptophyta; Magnoliopsida; Magnoliales; Magnoliaceae
Exons: 3
Coding region: 1-1203 (400 amino acids)
Molecular function (GO): acyltransferase activity, transferring groups other than amino-acyl groups
Source: RefSeq, a predicted model, not a curated record